ACCUCUUCCUCUCUCCCUCCCAUAUGUUACCCUAAUAAAUUUCUAGUUGCAGAUUGAAAAUGUUAAUGUCAGCUGGAGUGGCGGAAAUACUGAGAAGCAGCCAAAAAGAUGCGGCUGUCGUGGAAUCCCUGGCUGCUCCUGCCAAUCUGAUUCUCCAAAAGUGGCUGGGGCAGACGAGAUGGAUGAGAACGAAGGAAUUUUGGAAGGGAAACAUCGAGUUUAUUUAUUAUGCUCUCACGACACUCAACGGCAACCAGACUCUGGGAGAAGAAUAUGCAGGCCUCAUUCACGUGGAUCACACGUUCUUGCGAAUCCCUUCCUUUCGGGUUGGCAUGGGCUAUCUACGAUAUUUUCGGGUCUUGGAGUCGAACCUUUUUGACAUAAUAUUGCAUCGCUUUCAGACACGACUGGUGAUGGUAAUGGCCAGAUGUUAUGGGAUGCUGGCGUGCCAAGCAGUGAUCAGGGAGCUGUCCAGGAAUCAAGAAAGUAAUUAUGCAGAGGCCCAGAAUUCUUGGGAAACUCUUCUGAACAUGCUUCAAAGAUUCCAUGCGUGUCUGUUUUACAUGGGCAGUGGAUUUUAUCAUCCCGCAAUGCGGCUCGCCGGAAUAAACCUCGUGUUGAUCAGAAGAUGGUUGGGUUCUGAUGAAGGAACGUCAUCGUGGCUUCGAAUACUCGGCUGGAUUUCCUUGCUGAAUAUGAUCUCGGAAAUCGCGAUCAGACUACACGGAGUGGGCAGAGAGACGGAGAAGGAGAACGUGGGAAAGCCCACAUCGGACAGGAGGGAAAGCUCAAAAAAUGCCAAGCAGUGUCCCUUGUGUCUGGAGAUUCGACGAAGACCAGGGUGCUUGCCCUGCGGUCAUCUCUUCUGUUGGCAAUGUGCCGUGAAUGCUGUGUCCGUUGAGAAUCGAUGUCCUUUGUGUAGAGAACCCGCUUCUCUAUCUCACAUCAUUCCCCUCAUGAACUAUGCC
Molecule: messenger RNA, 968 nt
Organism: Darwinula stevensoni
Lineage: Eukaryota; Metazoa; Arthropoda; Ostracoda; Podocopida; Darwinulidae
Source: the annotation of a GenBank genome assembly